AUGGGCGUAACGCAGGGAUGCCGAAAGUGCAUUAGCGACGAGUGCAAUGAGCAGAAACGGCAGUACUUCCUUCAGCAGCAGUGCCUGUCGUGGGCGCGCAUUGGCGGCAACGCAUUGCCAGAGAUGGCGUCAUUCGAGGAGGCGACCACCAACUCCCUGCGUGUGUCGAACUCAGUCUUGAACGUAAUCUCGGCAUCGAGCGAAAACUGGGAGGAUCAUCGUGACUUAAGCAUCUCCUCCAGACUUCGCGGCGGCGGUCGCCGUGCCAGUGGCGGUGACAGCACCGCCUCAGAGCGGGAUGCCAGCUUGAGCAGCAGUGGCAGCGGCGUGGACGUGGGCAGAGAGGUUGCUCUGCAGCCUCCGGCGCGCUUUGGACACACCGCCGUCCUCUACAAGAACUCCCAGAUUCUCAUCUUCGGCGGCAAAGCGAGUGAGGAGCACUACUUCAACGAUGUCUACCAGUACGACGCGUCGGCGCGACGUUGGAGGUGCCUACAGGAAGAGUGUAUCGACGAGGCCGCGGCGGCGGUCGUCGCCAACGAGCAGGGCAGCGUCAGUCCGUCGUACGCAUCCGCGCAGUCUGCGUCGCCAUCCUUCUCCCCAACCGCGUCACCUCCGGCUUCGGCGAGAUGGGUCGAAGCAGUGCUAAUGGCAGUACCCAUUUCCGAGGCGACACCGACAGACGCGUCUUCGUCGCGCUACAGCAGCGGGUCUAUCAACAACAGCAGCAUUCAGGAGCGCAGCGUCAUUCAGCGUUACGCGGCCACCUCGCGCGUCUUCGCUGGACCUGUCCACCAGAGCACCCUGGCCGGCGGGACGCUGGCGGUCAGCGCAAGCAGUAGCCGCGACGGUGCUACCAGAUAUUAUAACUCUCUUUUGGAGACGGAGGUGGCACGGCGUCGGCGUCCCGCGGGACGAGUCGGUCACGCUGCUGCGCUGUACCAGGACUCAAUGUACAUCCUCAGUGGAGAGUAUCUGGGGCACUUCUUUGAUGACAUGUGGGCGCUUGAUAUUCCCAGUCUCACCUGGUACAAGGAGUGCGGCCUGCCCUUCUCGCCGCGCAAGGGGCACACAAUGCACCUGCUCCCUGCCGACUUCACCGCCACCCGCGCCCGCCAAGACAUGCUGGUUGUGUUUGGCGGCCUCGUGAAGGCAUCACGUGCCCGGCCGCGUCCUGCUGACCCGGAACUACCCACACGCAGCCAAGGCGAGCCGGACUUUGCCUGCGCUCCCACAAAUGCGGUGCUGCUCUACUAUCUGGCGCAGCGGCGAUGGUGUCAACUGAAGACGUGCGGCGAGCAGCCCUCCGCACGCUUUUACCAUGUCUCUCAGCUCAUCACCGGGACGGCGCUGCUGAUCGUGUUCGGUGGACGCUCCACCACUCCAGCGCAGACGAGCGACGGCACUGCUGCCGCCACUGAAGGCGCCUUUCUUAAUGACCUGCACAUCCUCGACGUGUCCACAGGGUUUUGGCGCCACAUCCGAGACUUCACCGGCGAUAUCCCAUCGCCUCGCAUGUGCGCGGCAAGCGUGUUUGUGAACGACACGUUUGGCGUUUUCGCCGGUGGCGGCGACACUUACUGCGAGGAUGCCUUCGAGUUUUCCCUGCAGAGCCGUCGGUGGCGGCGUGUGAAGCUGAACAACCAGCCCGCCUGCUCGCGUCCUACCGUCACCUACACGAAGGAUCGCCUUGUCUUCUUUGGUGGCUUUGCCCCCCGUACUGGUGUCAUGAGCUGUACAAUGGAGCUCUGUCUUUCCCCGCUGUCGCUCAGGAGCCGGGGCCUGCAGUGGUGGAGUCGGUGCACCUUUGAGAAGCACAUCCGCUCCUGCACAAAGAGCCGCGCUCUAGAGAUGGAGGAGAAGGCGGCAGCAGCAGCAGCGGCAGGCACGAUGGAGCGCAGCGGGAGUAGCUGGUUCACCGGUUGCAGUGGACAAGUGAUGCUGCAGUGCAGCCCCUCUGUGACAGCUCGCAGCAGCCCCCUCGCGACACCACGAUCGUGUUUCGUAAACCGCGGAGUCCUUAGGCCAGCGCCUUUGCGAGUGCCAAGCUUUGACCAAAUCGGCGUGCUAUCAGCAGCGGCUCCUGCGUGGGGUGGCGGGCCCCCAGCGACACAGUUGCCCGCUCGGGGCGCUCUAACGCUGUCUCCAACACUGUCGUGCUGGUCCUCGUCGUCAGCGGUUUUCUCGCCCCUCUCAGGUUCUUCGAAGUUGAUACCGUCGUGGCAGGACACAGCCAGCAGCAACUCGAACCUCGCAGGCGGCGGCACAGUUUACGCAUCGGGUGGUGGUGGGACGACGGCGACUUUCUGUUCGCUCGCCUCAGUGACACCGCCAGCACACAACCUUUUUCCCUCUCAUCCCGUCACGGCGAUCAACUCGUCGCGCAGCCCUAGCCAGACCGGGAGCCCGGCAACCGUUUCCACUGCUGCCUCAACCUCACAGGCGCAUCUCUGGUCCCACAUGACUGCCACCGUCGUGCAGAACACAUCGGCCGCCGGCACCGCCGUCUACAGCGGCAGCGGCAGCGCUCAAGCACACUCGCGCAGCAGCGGUGCACUCGCAGCGGAAGAUGCCAAUGUGAUGGUGGUGGGGGUCGCCGACUGCACGCAAAGCCGUUCAGCCUCAUCCCCACCUACCCCCCUCUCUCACUCAGCAGCAAGUUCUGUCUUGGGCUCUGCGCCUUCGGUCUCCCAUACUGCAGGACUGGGUAGAUCCUCGCUCCCACCGCCUGUGACCGCCACGGGCGAGCAGCCCGCGUCGGCGUGUUUCAUCACGAAUUGCGUCCGCAACCUUAGUGGCUAUGUAGCGGCAUCGGCUCCCCACCUCGCCAGGUCCUUCUCAAACCAAGUGCCUCCAUCAGCCCAGACCGGCGGUCCCCCAUCAGCAGCAGCAGCUGUGAACAACGGACGCAGGGGCGGUAGUAGUGCUGCUAGCAGUGGUAAUUGGGGCCACCCCAUGUGCAUGCAGCAGCGAGGAAGUCCAUUGCAAGGACGUGCAGCUCGCUUGGAUGUUGCGCUUUUUGGUCUGUCACCGUCACCGCAGCCGACCCACGACCCCAGCGCGGGAAUUGUCGCGUGCCGGCAACCUUCGCCGUUCGUACAGCGCUCCAGCAGUAUCACCAACGGCGGCGGCUCCGCCUUCACCAGUCAUCAGCAGCCGCACGCAUCAACGCAGUUCACCGAAUCCGCCUCUAGCAGCACCUCCUCGGGGUCAACAAUAUUGGCCGCUCAUACUCCGAGCAUGUACGCAAAGUACACUAUCCAACGACUGGAGGGGACGAGCGGGCCGUACUUCCUCCAAGCCCUGGCGGCCAGGCUGAAGCGGCAUGAGGCGGAGCACACGGAGAAGCGGACUCUGUGA
Leishmania braziliensis MHOM/BR/75/M2904 is the source of this 3360-nucleotide messenger RNA. RefSeq lists its product as hypothetical. The transcript has a single exon. Gene Ontology annotation, molecular function: protein binding. The record is from RefSeq and is a predicted model, not a curated record. Bases 1 to 3360 code for a protein of 1119 amino acids. Lineage: Eukaryota; Euglenozoa; Kinetoplastea; Trypanosomatida; Trypanosomatidae.